Plenodomus lingam JN3 is the source of this 1797-nucleotide messenger RNA. RefSeq lists its product as uncharacterized. NCBI's taxonomy places the organism in Eukaryota, Fungi, Ascomycota, Dothideomycetes, Pleosporales, Leptosphaeriaceae. The record is from RefSeq and is a predicted model, not a curated record.
AUGAGCGCUUCAGCCUUCUGGGCUAACAAGACAGACUCAGUCAAGUUAACCAACAGCACCUCACCUAUCCUUACUGAGCUGCCGCCAAAGCGCACCGCCACAUCGACAAAGAUGAAGAAGGGCCUUGUACUCAAGCCCAUGAAUAAUGGCGCUGUCCAGCCACCUUCCGCUGCUACAAACGGCAAGUUGUCUUGGGCUGAUACCGAGGACGAUGACAACCUUCCUGCUCUGCCUGGACUUCGCAAAGACCGCGCCAUCGCCACACUCGAGGCUGCUGUAUCGCAGAAGGAUGCGCGUAUUGGAGAUCUCGAAGCGUAUGGAGGUACGACAGCGCUACGUAUCGAGCAGCUCGAAGCUUCUAGUACCGAAAAGGACGCGCUCCUCUCAAGCCUGGACGCGGUUGUCGAGAACCACCUGGCCCGUACUUCCGAGCUCGAGUAUGUCGUCAAGGAGAAGAACGCUCGCAUCUUCGACCUGGAGGAAGAAAACAAGCUGCAGUCCUCACAUGUGCAACGGCUGGUUGCUCAAGUCGACGAGAAGAACUGUCGCAUCGCAAUACUCGAGAAGGAGCUUGAUACCAAGGCUGCUAUCAUUCGAGAGCUCAAGACCACGUCGGAUGCCCUUCUGCCAGCGUCGGUCAGCAAGGCAGAGAUACCAAAAUUCAAGGCAGAACUCGAGCUGGCGCCCAUUGAUACCUGUGAACAAUCUGAGAAGCUUGAGCAGUCGGGCCCUGAAUCUGAUUUUGAGGUCAAUCAAAUUCCUGUCCUGUGUGAGAUUGAAGGAGCUUCAACUCCGGUCAACAGUUCUGUCACAAGCCCAGUAAUUGAUGCUUCUGAUAAAGCCAAAAUUGCUAAUGGUCCAACUUUCACCAAUACCGAAUUUCCUGUUUUUGUAACCGAGGAGACGCUUAAAGCCGUUCCUCCUGCUCCAGCGCCAAAAAAGCUCACCUUUCCCAUCAACUGGGCCAAAUACAGCCAGAAAGCUGUCCAGACUGCUAUGUCUCCUGCAGAAAAGAAGUUGCAGUUAAAACAGCACGGCAAGGAUGACAUGAGUCCUCCAACGGGACUGGCUGCAAAGAUGAAGCGCGACCCUAGUGCCGGAGCUCCUGGGUUCAACCCAUCACUGGACAUUCGUCAGUUGCCUCUCGCAAAACGCAUGGCUUAUGGGAACGGUCCAGAGGUCGCCAUCAAAAUGGGCAACGUCAAGCUCGGCUCGCUCCCCAAGUUCAUGCUUAUGCAGUGUUCUGGCAAGGCGCACAAGCACUUCAGUGCCCAUCCGGAUGCCACUAGCUUUGUACUUCCUGCAAACUCCAUGGCUAUUGAGGCUGCCAAGCUACACAUGAAAUGGAUGGAUGAGAUGACAUACCAGGGCCGCGUCUAUUCCGUCACCCUCAAUGCAGGUGCAAAACACGACCUUAAGAAUCUACAGAUCUGCCGUGCUGCUCGUAUUCUCGGUCUGAACAACACCUAUAUUGGUCACUUCACCAAGCAGCUGUGCGACCGCAUUCGCAACAACGACGCUACAGUCGAGCUCAUGGACCUGAUUUGCACCCUUUCUAUUCCAGAGAAUGAUCCCGUCUUCGACUGUUUAGCCAACAACUUGGCCACUCGGCGUGCGCGCAAGGCCGCUGAGUUCGACGUGGAUGCGGUUGCUAAACUCGAGGCCAAACACCCUGCGCUGGCCAAGAAGCUUGCAACUAUUUCUGCGUGCCUGACUGGCAGAGCUAAGCAAGGGAGAUCUCGCGGAAGUAGUACUCGUGCCUCUAGCUCUGAUAGUCGAUACUUGGUAUUCAACUAG